Molecule: messenger RNA, 684 nt
Organism: Myxozyma melibiosi
Lineage: Eukaryota; Fungi; Ascomycota; Lipomycetes; Lipomycetales; Lipomycetaceae
Exons: 2
Coding region: 1-684 (227 amino acids)
Biological process (GO): mitophagy
Molecular function (GO): mitochondrion autophagosome adaptor activity
Source: RefSeq, a predicted model, not a curated record
AUGUCCGAGAUCAACGACUUCCUAGACCCAAGCAGCAGCAGCCAUAGACCCGGCGACGAGGCCGUCCAACUCACAGGUUCAGACCUUGUUGAUCUUCUUUCAAGUUUUGUUGCCGACGAGCAUAGCGGCUUACACCCGCAAGCGCGGCACGAUGAGGAUAAUGACGUUCAGCAGCUCUUGAAAGUGAUGCAGCAGCAGAAGGAUGCUGAGAGCGGCAAGGUGACUGACGUGGCUGGCGACGAGGAGGGAGACUUCGUUGAUGAUGACGAGAAACAGCGGGAGGCAGCGCGAGAAACGUAUCCCGACUCGUUGAUUGAUUUCUCAGAUGACGACGACGACGCAUCCGACGUUUCGUACGAAAGCGACAUCUUCGAACCCUUCAGAAACAGCAUCGCGCAGCUCUACAUGUUUUCAAAAGCAAUCGACAUGCGCGCCGAGCAAACGUACAUGCGCGCCAUCGCCCACACAAACGGAUCAUGGCUCAAGAUUGCGUACGUGACGGUCAAAGACCAGGUUUUCUCGCCUGCGUUCCAGGGAUUCGGAUGGCGGAUGCUUAAGUUGUUUGCCGUGCCUUGGAUGGCUGGUACGGCGAGGAACGGGAAGCGUGUUGGGGUUGCGCUGCGACAAGCUUUGAAAAAUGGGCUGUCGGUUUUGAUGUUUAGUCUCACGGGAAAAAGAGCAUGA